This is a messenger RNA of Sardina pilchardus (European sardine), 3527 nucleotides long. It is a transcript of the gene gabrb2a, whose product is annotated as gamma-aminobutyric acid type A receptor subunit beta2a. NCBI's taxonomy places the organism in Eukaryota, Metazoa, Chordata, Actinopteri, Clupeiformes, Clupeidae. Gene Ontology annotation, biological process: chemical synaptic transmission; signal transduction; nervous system process. Gene Ontology annotation, molecular function: extracellular ligand-gated monoatomic ion channel activity; chloride channel activity; GABA-A receptor activity. The transcript is spliced from 10 exons. Bases 67 to 1635 code for a protein of 522 amino acids. Gene Ontology annotation, cellular component: neuron projection; GABA-A receptor complex; synapse. The record is from RefSeq and is a predicted model, not a curated record.
CUGUCUGGAGUAAGUUGAAUGCGCGCUGUUCCUCGCUAGAUCCAAAAUCCUACCAAAACAGUUGCAAUGGAAAGAAUCAGAAAAAGCCUAUCAAUUUUCGUCAUUGGUCCUUUAAUUUUUACCCUGGUUUGCGCACAAAGAGACCCUAGCAAUAUGCCUGUGGUCAAGGAUACGGUGGAUAGACUGAUGAAAGGAUACGAUAUUCGGUUGAGGCCAGAUUUUGGAGGUGCUCCGGUGGCAGUCGGGAUGAACAUAGACAUAGCCAGCAUAGACAUGGUAUCGGAGGUGAACAUGGACUACACCUUGACCAUGUACUUCCAGCAAGCGUGGCGAGACAAGCGCUUGUCUUACACCGAGAUUCCUCUCAACCUCACGCUGGAUAACCGUGUGGCCGACCAGCUUUGGGUCCCGGAUACGUACUUCCUCAACGACAAGAAGUCCUUUGUGCACGGAGUCACUGUCAAGAAUAGGAUGAUUCGUCUACAUCCGGAUGGAACCGUUCUUUAUGGAUUGAGGAUCACCACCACAGCAGCCUGUAUGAUGGACCUGCGCCGAUACCCUCUGGAUGAGCAGAACUGCACCCUGGAGAUAGAGAGCUAUGGCUACACCACGGACGACAUCGAGUUCUACUGGAGAGGCGGGGAUGGCGCCGUCUCUGGAGUGGAGCGAAUCGAGCUGCCACAGUUCUCCAUCGUGGACUACAAACUCACCUCCACCAACGUGGUGUUCUCCACAGGCUCCUACCCUCGGCUGUCGCUGAGCUUCAAGCUGAAGAGGAACAUCGGCUACUUCAUCCUGCAGACGUACAUGCCCUCCAUCCUGAUCACCAUCCUCUCAUGGGUCUCCUUCUGGAUCAACUACGACGCCUCGGCUGCCAGAGUCGCCUUAGGUAUCACCACGGUGCUCACCAUGACUACCAUCAACACACAUUUGAGGGAGACCCUUCCCAAGAUCCCCUAUGUGAAGGCCAUCGACAUGUACCUGAUGGGCUGUUUUGUCUUCGUCUUCUUGGCCCUGCUGGAGUACGCCUUCGUCAACUACAUCUUCUUCGGGCGGGGGCCGCAAAGGCAGAAGAAGGCAGCGGAAAAAGCUGCCUUGGCCAACAACGAGAAGAUGAGGCCUGACCCCAAUAAGUGGUUGAUGGGCAAUGUAGCUCAGAGAGACGAUGCUCUGUAUGCCCGAAUGAAACAGAGGGAAAUUGACGCAUAUGACUCGAUGUGGGAUCCGAUCUUUGCAGAGGACCCGGCAUUAGGACUAGGCGAGCAAAGAAAUAAGAUGAACCCGGACGACAACAUCCUGCUCGGCACACUGGAGAUGAAGAACGAGAUGGUGUCGUCAGACCUGUCGCGCGCGCUGGCCGGUGGAGGUGGCGCCGACCCACGCAGCACCAUGCUGGCGUACGACAGUUCCACCCUGCAGUACCGCCGCGCCGCGCUGGCCCGCCAGAACUACGGGCACGGCGCGCUGGAGCGCCACGCCACCAAAAAGAGCCGCCUCCGUCGGCGGGCCUCCCAGCUUAAGGUCAACAUCCCCGACCUGUCCGAUGUCAACUCCAUCGACAAGUGGUCUCGGAUGAUCUUCCCCUCCGUCUUCUCCCUCUUUAACGUAGUCUACUGGCUUUACUACGUCCACUAAGAGGAGUAGGAGGAGUUGUGCGGUUUGGGGCUGAACUGAGAAAUUUUGUGUGUGUGUGUGUGGGUGUGGGUGCGUGUGUGUGUGAUGUGGGUACGUGUGUGUUUGUGUGUGUGUGUGUGUGUGUGUGUGUGUGUGUGUGUGUGUGUGUGUGUGUGUGUGUGGUGUGGCCGGGGGGAUGCAACAAAAGGAAAAACGAAAAAGAACAGUGCACUGAAGUUUUGUUUUUCUUUUUCCCGUUUUUUGUUUUGUUUUUCUUUUUUUGGGUUUUUUGGUUUUUUUUUGCUUAUUGUUUUAAAAAUGACAAUAAUGAUGAGAAAUCAAAACAAUGUUAACAGCGACGAUGAUGAAGGAGGAAAGACACUUUUGGAAGAAAGGAUCUGACAGCAGGAGUUGGGAUUAAACGAAUUUAUCCUGAGAAUGCUGGAAUGACUGACGGAGCGUGUGGAUAAAGUGGAAAAGCGAGAUUUUAAAGACAUGCGAUAUUGCCCAGCCUGUUCCAGAGUUCCAGUAUAUCACGUAUAUUUGUCAUUCGUAGCAUAUUCUGUGGUUCAAAUAUUUAUGCUUGUGUUUGCAUAUACUUUUAAAACUUUGUUUUUCGGUUUAGUAUACCUAUUUACUUCGUAGCCAAGCCAACUGCAUCCAGGAAAGGUUACUAGCUGAUUUUUUUUUAAAGGGGACCUCCUUGAAAGCCUUUUUUUCCUAUAGUCGCUAUAUAUCAAACAUCUUUUUGAAAAGCAUGCUUCGGUUUGAUAUAAUUUAAAUCUCGGUUAUUGAGAUGGAGCACAAUGCAUUUUUAAUUUUAACUAGUUUUGAGAAAAAAAAGAGAUUUUAUUCUUUCACAUGAGUUCUUUCAAAUUCCAUGCAGAUCACUGCCUCAGAGCCCAAUGACAAACGGGUCGGAGUCUGAGAAACGUUUGGUUUUUAGCAGAGUGACAUGUUUAAAGACCGACGAGAAGAACUCUUUGCCAUUGGCCGCCUGACUCUCCAUGGCAUUUUUACUGGACAGGAGACAUCAAGCUAUGGAAAUGCUGGACAUAAAUGACCCUCACACUGAUAAACAAAGCACUGCCCGGACUUUAAAUUGGCACCUCUCCCACCCUCCCUCCAUCCCUCCCUCCGCGUUUGGACUCGUAGUCCAGUUGGGCUUCUCCAGAACGUUAGUCCCUUUUUUUGGCCAAUUGUAAUGAUUUGAAUCUAUCGCUGCAGUCCUUAUCUCUCUUCUGUACAAAAAAAAAAAUACAUCCCAGUGUUUGGCGUGCACCUGAGGCCUCUCAUGGCUGCCCUGUCAUCUUCUCCAGUGUGUCAUCUUUCACAUCGUGCUACACACAGCUGGAAACAGACACGGAGGAAUUGUGUUAUCGGCCUUUGACCAUGCCAAAGCACAGGCCAAGAAGGUGUGUUGGUAUCGACUGUAAACCAUUGUCAUGAUCGAUAGAUUUAAGUUUCAUAACCAUAGAUGAUGUUUAAAAAAAGAUACACAAUUUUAUAAUUAUAUAGGUAUUCUCAAAUGUUAAUGUAAUUAAUCAUUAUUUAAAGGUAUUUUUUUGUGUAUUAGGUUUCUAAAUGUUGGCUACUUCGGUUUAAAAAGGGAACUAAGUACAGUAUUCUCAUCAACCAACACCGAGAACAUUUUUUCCAAGGCCUCAAAGAGCACAUAUAUGUACAUGAAAAAUAUAAGAUUUAUCUAAUACUGAGUUUAUGUGUAAAUAGAUCUUAACCCACUCAAAUUACCAUCACAAAAUAUGACAGCAUCAGGAUUCUAUAAUCAAGACAUCUGUCAAACAUUUUUUGUAUAAACUCCUGUAAAUUAUAACAAUAUUUCAUAAUGACCUGUAAAUAUAUCUUAUGUAAUGAUUGUCAACAAUUACAAAAAAUGUAUCUAAAUUAAAUUA